UUGAUCGUUCAAAUCAAAUUUCAAAUUUAAAUAAAUUUAAAUGAUUUUGUAAACAAUAAUAACAUUUAUAAAUGUAAUUAUCGUUUGAAACAUACGUUCCUUUGGGAAAAUAUAAUCGCGUGAAGUGAUAACUUAUCUUUCAUCUGUUUCCUGUUGUAUUGUAAAUAAGUAUAGUUAUUCUGCUGAUUCUGAGUCAACAUUGUACUUCGUUAAUUUCAAGUUAGAAAUGAAGGGUGAUGUGAUUGACUCAUCUCAAUGUUUGAGGCCAAAAGCAAAAGUCAAGGAUACUUCGAAAAGCGGCUUUCUGAUUGCAUCGCCAUCAAAUUUGAAUUUUACUUUCAGUUCUAGAAAUUUGAAAGUUCGAGAAAAGACAUUAAAAAUCACAAACUAUUUCUCUAAAUCGUGCCCGAUUCAACCGUUACCAAUUAAAACUCCGUACUUCCGGUUCGGAAGUGCACCUCAAACAAGGUGGUUAACCCCUGGAUCAGUUCACGAGAUCAAUAUUCAGUUUAUUCCUGACGAACCGAGAAAUUAUAAUGACGUUUUAAAGAUUCGCUACUUCGACAAUCGUAUAUUAAUAGUUCAAAUUACCGGAAACGUUAGAACUGGUUUCUGUUUUCCAGCCAAUAUAAAUUUUGGAAAUGUUCCGCUCGGUAAAGCAGCUUGUUAUGAAAUUCCAAUAUGUUCUCAAUCAAAAGAACAAUUUUCAUUCACUAUUUUACCAUCGAAAGAAGAUCCUUGUGUCGACAUCUAUCCACGAUGGGGCCGUGUCAGACCAGAUCAGAAACCUCUAAUAGUAAUGGUGAUUUACAGACCUUUACGGUAUAUAAGCAUGGACUUCCAAAUUCGUAUAUUCAUUACGGAUUUAUGUAAAACUCCGUAUAUUAUAAAUUUCUCUGCUUAUACUCGACCAGGACUUUUACGGGAAGUGUUGGAAAAUAUUGAACCAGAAUCGAAAAACAGAAAGCAGCCAUUAAAAAUUGGCGCUAUAACUCGGAAAAAAGCAAAGGCCACUUCAAAAGAAAUAAUUAUUUCAAAACCAUGUACGGAACAGCCUAUUAUAGAAUACAAGAGUGUAGAGGAGACAUUAUUGAAAGAAUGUGGUUACUUUCCUUUGUAUGCACUGCACACUGUCAAUUGUAUGUUAAUUUCAAAAUCUCGAGCACCAUGCAACGAGUAUGAAUUAAAAGGACCGAUGAAUAUAUGCAUGUCAGAAGUCGUACGGCAAAAAGCUCAAAAGUUGAAAGAAUUUUGGACGAGAGCAAACAAUUAUCGCCGGGAGAACGAAAAAGUAAGAAUUGGUUGCAAAUCGAAAGUAAACAAUGGGGCACGAGAACUCAACGAACAAGAAAUUGCAGAGAUAAAAACUGCAAGGAAGAAAGGAUGGAAUGAUUACAAAUGUACAUUGGAAAAUUACGCUCCCGUGGAGGACGUAUUUGAACGACAAAAAAGUCGAAAAAUGAGACAGAGAAUUUUAAGAAUUGCUCAGAAAUACCCGAAAAUUAUUACGGCAGCGCCUAAAGUGGAGCAAUCGUUUUUACACCGUUACAACAUUAUGCCCUUUGUUCAGGCAGCCAGGAAGAUUAUUUUAAACAAUCGUUUGUUAAAGGUUCUUGAGAAAUUAAAGAAUUUAACACCGGAAUUAAUUAACGACUUUUAAAAUCUUACCAGAUGUUAAUAUCACAACCAAUUAUAAUAAUAAAAACUUGACUUAUUAAUUUAA
Messenger RNA from Megalopta genalis, 1723 nucleotides. Lineage: Eukaryota; Metazoa; Arthropoda; Insecta; Hymenoptera; Halictidae. The record is from RefSeq and is a predicted model, not a curated record.